Talaromyces rugulosus is the source of this 651-nucleotide messenger RNA. RefSeq lists its product as uncharacterized. Bases 1 to 651 code for a protein of 216 amino acids. The record is from RefSeq and is a predicted model, not a curated record. NCBI's taxonomy places the organism in Eukaryota, Fungi, Ascomycota, Eurotiomycetes, Eurotiales, Trichocomaceae. The transcript has a single exon.
AUGAGGUGGCUACUUCCUCUGACAAUCAUCACCUACUAUCUGUCAUAUCGGGCAGACGCAGUCGCGGUCCGUGGAAUAUCUUCACAAUGCUCACCAACCAUUUGGGACGCGCUCCUGACCAAGCUGCACUCACUACCUUCUGAGUUCGAGUCAUCAGUAUGCCAUCGCGGCUGUCGCGUCGGCAUUGUCGAUCCGGUCUUAUCUUCGCAAUACAGCACCGUCGACGACCUGUUUGGGCACAUUAUCCGACCAGCUAUUGAAGAAGCAUAUUCAUUCAUGGCCAGAAUCGACAUGAAAUAUCCGACCCCACUGCCCGACUUGUUGCACGUGGCUCGCCUCGUCACGGAUAUUGCAGAAACGUGUGCUGCGACAUACCACAUUCACAGCCUGUGUCCGGCUAAGCAGUCGCUGCUUCAGUAUCAGCACUCUGGUUCGGACACGUCGAGUAGUAGUCAGUUCAGCAAGUGUUUUGUGGACUCGACAGUUGCGGCAUUGGUGGACCGAGUUUCCGUGUUUAUGCCCUGGCUGAAGCAGGCAUGUCACGAGUUGACACCAGAAAUGAUCGACAGGCUGUGGAAGAGGGCGGUGUUGGGCAAUAUGCGGCAGUACGGCAAUGGGUGUGUCAAAACCGCUCAAGGGUUUUUUGGAUGA